AGAAAAUAGAUUCCUUGAGGCUGAUUUCAAGACAUGUAUAAAUGGCCUGUAACAUUUCAUUUCAGUAAGCAAUCUCUCUCGUCUCAAUAAAUGGGUUCUGAAACUCCUCUUCUUCCUCUUAACCUCCCAGUCAUCAAUUUCUCAAACAAAAACCUGAAACCGGGAGAGCCCGAAUGGGACUUAACCAGAGCUCAUGUCAAGAAAGCUCUACAAGACUAUGGCUGUUUCGAGGCCUCUUUCGAUAGAAUCCCUUCAGAGCUACGAAAAUCGAUUUUUGGGGCCAUGGAAGAGCUUUUCGACUUACCCUUACAGACAAAACUGAGAAACGUAUCCAAGAAACCGUUCCAUGGAUACGUGGGUCAGUACCCAAUGGUGCCACUGUACGAGAGCAUGGGAAUCGAUGACUCUGAUGUUGCAGCCAAAGUCGACGCCUUUACUGAAAAACUAUGGCCUCAAGGCAACAACAGUUUGAGCACAACGAUCCAGUCGUUUUCCAAGAAGUUAUCAGAGCUCGAUGUAACAAUCAGAAGAAUGAUCAUGGAGAGCUUCGGACUCGUGAAAUACAUGGAUGAACAUCUUCAAUCAACGAACUACCUCCUGCGAGUAAUGAAGUACAAAGGGCCUGAUACAGAGGAGACUGAAUUGGGGCUAAACGCUCAUACCGACAAAAACAUCGUCACUAUACUUUACCAAAACCAUGUUGAGGGUCUUGAGGUGCAGACCAAAGACAAUAAUUGGAUCAAAGUGAAGCCAUCUCAAGAUUCUUUCAUCGUUAUGAUCGGAGAUUCUCUUCAUGCAUUGCUGAAUGGUCGAUUAUAUUCUCCUAAUCACCGUGUCAUGAUGACCGGAACAGAGACGAGAUACUCCCUCGGAUUGUUCUCGAUUCCAAAAGCUGGAUACAUCGUGAAUGCGCCAGAUGAGCUCGUGGACGAAGAACAUCCUAGGAUGUUUAAGCCCUUUGAUCAUGUAGAAUUUCUUCAAUUCUAUUACACAGAAGCUGGACAGAGAUCUCAAUCUGCUCUCAAGACUUACUGUGGAAUGUGAAAACAGAAAAUAACAAAGCUCUGUAUUCACUUGCUUCUCAGUGAUUUCUGUAUUACCCCUUUUACAUUACCAAGAAGAAACUCACUAGAAGAAAUAAAAUUUCAGAUUUAAAUUUCAACAAA
Eutrema salsugineum is the source of this 1166-nucleotide messenger RNA. RefSeq names its product probable 2-oxoglutarate-dependent dioxygenase AOP1. The transcript is spliced from 3 exons. Gene Ontology annotation, molecular function: dioxygenase activity. Lineage: Eukaryota; Viridiplantae; Streptophyta; Magnoliopsida; Brassicales; Brassicaceae. Bases 91 to 1044 code for a protein of 317 amino acids. The record is from RefSeq and is a predicted model, not a curated record.